Molecule: messenger RNA, 2300 nt
Organism: Panthera uncia (snow leopard)
Lineage: Eukaryota; Metazoa; Chordata; Mammalia; Carnivora; Felidae
Gene: SPAST
Product: spastin
Exons: 17
Coding region: 260-2110 (616 amino acids)
Cellular component (GO): microtubule cytoskeleton
Molecular function (GO): microtubule severing ATPase activity; ATP binding; ATP hydrolysis activity
Source: RefSeq, a predicted model, not a curated record
AGCUACCAGGAGGCUGAGAGGACACCGAGAGGGAGGGGCAGGAGCUACCGACCGCUGGAGGAGGAAAGGGGUUGUGCUCUUGGCCGAGCGCGGAGAAAGGGGCGGAGCCUGCGAGCAGCGCGUGGAGGUGCCGAGCUCCUAGGACCGGCGGGCGCGCGGGCGUCUGUGGCCCUCGCCGUCCCAGUGGCCGCCGCCGUCGCUUGGUCGCCGUCGGUCUGCGGGAGGCGGGUUAUGGCGGCGGCGGCAGUGGGAGCUGUGAAUGAAUUCUCCGGGUGGACGAGGGAAGAAGAAAGGCUCCGGCGGCGGCAGCAGCCCGGUGCCUCCCAGGCCUCCGCCCCCCUGCCUGGCCCCCGCCCGUCCCGCCCCCAGGCCGGCCCCCCCGCCCGAGUCGCCGCAUAAUCGAAACCUGUACUACUUCUCCUACCCGCUGUUCAUAGGCUUCGCGCUGCUGCGGUUCGUCGCCUUCCACCUGGGGCUCCUCUUCGUGUGGCUCUGCCAGCGCUUCUCCCGCGCCCUCAUGGCUGCCAAGAGGAGCUCCCGGGCCGCGCCGGCGCCGGCCUCGGCCUCGCCCCCGGCACCAGUGCCGGGCGGGGAGGCCGAGCGCGUCCGAGCCUUCCACAAACAGGCCUUCGAGUACAUCUCCGUUGCCCUGCGCAUCGAUGAGGACGAGAAAGCAGGACAAAAGGAGCAAGCUGUGGAAUGGUAUAAGAAAGGUAUUGAAGAACUAGAAAAAGGAAUAGCUGUCAUAGUUACAGGACAAGGUGAACAGUGUGAAAGAGCUAGACGCCUUCAAGCUAAAAUGAUGACUAAUUUGGUUAUGGCCAAGGACCGUUUACAACUUCUAGAGAAGCUGCAACCAGUUUUGCAAUUUUCCAAGUCCCAAACGGAUGUCUAUAAUGACAGUACUAACUUGACAUGCCGCAAUGGACAUCUCCAGUCAGAAAGUGGAGCUGUUCCGAAAAGAAAAGAUCCCUUGACACACACUAGUAAUUCACUGCCUCGUUCAAAAACAGUUAUGAAAACUGGAUCCACAGGUCUUUCAGGCCACCACAGAGCACCUAGUUGUAGUGGUUUAUCCAUGGUUUCUGGAGUGAGACAGGGACCUGGUCCUGCAGCUGGAACUCAUAAGAGUACACCAAAAACAAACAGAACAAAUAAACCUUCUACCCCUACAACUGCUGUUCGCAAAAAGAAAGACUUGAAGAAUUUUAGGAAUGUGGACAGCAACCUUGCUAACCUUAUAAUGAACGAAAUUGUGGACAAUGGAACAGCUGUUAAAUUUGAUGAUAUAGCUGGACAAGAGUUGGCAAAACAAGCCUUGCAAGAAAUUGUUAUUCUUCCUUCUCUAAGGCCUGAGUUGUUCACAGGGCUUAGAGCUCCUGCCAGAGGAUUGUUACUCUUUGGUCCACCUGGAAAUGGAAAAACAAUGCUGGCUAAAGCAGUAGCUGCAGAAUCCAAUGCAACCUUCUUCAACAUAAGUGCUGCAAGUUUAACUUCAAAAUAUGUGGGAGAAGGAGAGAAAUUGGUGAGAGCUCUUUUUGCUGUGGCUCGAGAACUUCAGCCUUCUAUAAUUUUUAUAGAUGAAGUUGAUAGCCUUUUGUGUGAAAGAAGAGAAGGAGAACAUGAUGCUAGUAGACGUCUAAAAACUGAAUUUCUAAUAGAAUUUGAUGGUGUACAAUCUGCUGGAGAUGACAGAGUGCUUGUAAUGGGUGCAACUAACAGGCCACAAGAGCUUGAUGAGGCUGUUCUCAGGCGUUUCAUCAAACGGGUAUAUGUGUCUUUGCCAAACGAGGAGACACGACUACUUUUACUUAAAAAUCUAUUAUGUAAACAAGGAAGCCCAUUGACCCAAAAAGAACUAGCACAACUUGCUAGAAUGACCGAUGGAUAUUCAGGAAGUGAUCUAACAGCUUUGGCAAAAGAUGCAGCACUGGGUCCUAUCCGAGAACUGAAACCAGAACAAGUAAAGAAUAUGUCUGCCAGUGAGAUGAGAAAUAUUCGAUUAUCUGACUUCACUGAAUCCUUGAAAAAGAUAAAACGCAGCGUGAGCCCUCAAACCUUAGAAGCAUACAUACGUUGGAACAAGGACUUUGGCGAUACCACUGUUUAAGGAAAGACCUUCAUAAGCCUGCAGAACGUUUUUGCUUUCGAAGAGAGUAACACACCAUCUUCGUCGAAUAGUUAUCAGCUACAGAAAUUCAGCCUAAGUUUACAGGACUUUUCAGAGUCUUAAAAUUACUUGUGCACCCCAGCAGAUGAACCAUACAACAAAUUUAAAUAAAAUAUACAAUGCAAAUGGA